Boleophthalmus pectinirostris (great blue-spotted mudskipper) is the source of this 4392-nucleotide messenger RNA. It is a transcript of the gene npc1l1, whose product is annotated as NPC1-like 1. The transcript is spliced from 21 exons. The record is from RefSeq and is a predicted model, not a curated record. Gene Ontology annotation, molecular function: lipid carrier activity. Gene Ontology annotation, cellular component: membrane. Bases 174 to 4205 code for a protein of 1343 amino acids. NCBI's taxonomy places the organism in Eukaryota, Metazoa, Chordata, Actinopteri, Gobiiformes, Gobiidae.
UUCAACUCAACUAAGUGUAAAACCAUUAUUCUCACAGAUAUCAGGAGAGAGAGGGCUGAGAAUCAGAGGCACAAGUCCCUCUCACUCACAGGUACUGUCUGAUGUGUCCCUAAAUCUGGUUAGAGAAAUAGAAUUUAACACUUCAGCUGAAUCGACCAAAGGACUGUGGAGUCAUGGCUCGAGUAGCAACUCUCUACACUUUACUCUGCUAUUUGGUCUUGACAGAAGCCCAACAUGAACCAGGAAAAUGUCUCUUUUAUGAUGAGUGUGGAACAAACCCCACUCUAAAUGGAACUCUUAUUAAGCCUGUUGUGCCCUGUUUAAACCACAGCCCUGCCAGACGGUUAUCAGGGGAACACUACAGAAAGUUCAAACAGGUGUGUCCUAUGCUGGAUCAAGGAGAGAACAACACAUAUGCCUGCUGCUCUAUCACUCAGCUCAUCUCCCUGGAAACGAGUCUGACUCUUUCCAAAGCUGUCCUGAUCCGUUGCCCUUCUUGUUCUUACAACUUUGCGCACGUACACUGCAUCAACACCUGCAGUCCUGAUCAAAGCCAAUACGUGAAUGUCACUAGAGUCAUGAACAUCACUAACAUGGGUGUCACGAGGGAAGCUGUGGUGGCCUAUCAAUCAUAUUUGUCUUCCAGAUUUGCACAGAAUGCUUUCCAGUCUUGCAAAAAUGUACGUAUCCCAGCUACUGGUGGUUAUGCGAUCUCAACAAUGUGCGGUCGCUAUGGGGCCAAACUAUGCACCGCUCAGCGUUGGUAUGACUUUCAAGGAGAUUCUAGUAACGGUCUUGCCCCGUUGGACAUAGACUUUGAGCUCAUUUCUGAUGGUGCUGCUGGAUCACUACCAAAUGGCUUAAUCCCCUACAAUGGCACGGCUCUGAAAUGUAACCAAGAAACACCAACAGGAGGCAAGGCUUGCUCAUGCCAGGACUGUGAAGAAGCAUGCCCUGUUGUCCCAGGACCUGAAGAACCACCAGGCCCAUUCAAACUUUUUGGUGUGGAUGGUUUUCUGUUGAUCUCCAUUGUCAUGCUUUGCCUGCUGAUAUUUGCCUUCAUAUUAUACAUGUGUGUGAGUUGCUAUGUGAACUCUAAGAAGCCAAAAACUCAGAAAAAGAAAAAGGAUUUAAAUAGCAAUGAUGUUACUCAAAGACCCAUUCACCCUUCAGAGGUUACAUGUACUGACAAGAACAGUCUGGCUGCACAGGCUUUCUUAAGUUCCAUAUUUCAAACCUGGGGAAAGUUAAUGGCUACUUAUCCAUUAACGGUGCUGCUUAUCUCAGCUAUUGCUGUUGCUGCUUUUGCCACUGGCCUCAUGCACAUUGAGCUCACCACAGACCCAGUAGAGCUGUGGUCAGCCCCUAACAGUCGUGCCCGCCAAGAGAAGGACUUCCAUGACUCAAAUUUUGGGCCUUUCUUCCGGACAAACCAACUGAUUCUCACAGCGCCCCAAAGAAAAGGACACGUUUAUGAUUCUCUACUUUUUGGACUUCAAAACUUCAGUGGGAUUGUUUCCAAAGAUCUGAUUACUGAGCUGUUGGAGCUACAAACACGAAUUAGGGAUAUAAAGUUUUUCUCAAAGGACCUGAAUCGCACUGCGAGUUUGAAGGAUGUGUGUUUUGCCCCAUUGAAUCCAACCAACCCCCAAACUACAGACUGUGCUGUGAACAGCCUGCCCCAGUAUUUCCAGAACAGUGUGGAUAACAUCAAUGCCAAGGUGAACAUGACCGAACUGGGAGUGACCAAAGAGGUGGACUGGAGGGACCACUUGAUCUACUGUGUCAAUUCCCCACUGUCCUUCAAAGACAUUACUGACUUGGGCAUGAGCUGCAUGGCUGAUUAUGGAGCUCCAGUUUUCCCCUUUUUGGCUGUGGGAGGCUAUAAUAGUGAUGACUACACGAAUGCAGAAGCCCUCAUUCUGACCUUCUCCCUCAACAACUUUCCACGAACUGACCCCCGGUUCAAAGUGGCAAUGCAGUGGGAGACAGAGUUUCUUAAAAUAGUUCAAGAAUACCAGAAAAAUCCUCAAACAAACUUCACAUUUGCGUACAUGGCAGAGAGGUCUCUGGAGGACGAGAUUAACCGCACAACUGCUGAAGAUAUCCCCAUUUUCAUGAUUAGCUAUGCUGUAAUAUUUGUGUACAUUGCAGUUGCAUUGGGAGAAUACUCUUCUUGUAAACGUUUAUUGGUGGACUCAAAGUUUCUCGUGGGACUGGGCGGGAUCCUGGUGGUUGGCUGCUCUGUCCUGGCCUCUAUGGGUUUCUACUCGUGGAUUGGCAUCCCCUCUUCUCUGGUCAUCCUGCAGGUGGUGCCCUUCCUGGUGUUGGCAGUGGGAGCAGAUAACAUAUUUAUUUUUGUAUUGGAGUAUCAGAGAGAUGUUCGGAGGCCGGGUGAGAAGAGGGAGGAGCAGAUCGGCCGUGUCCUGGGCAGUGUAGCUCCCAGCAUGCUCCUCUGCAGUCUCUCAGAGUCUAUCUGCUUUUUUCUGGGGGCCCUGUCUACGAUGCCUGCGGUGAAGUCCUUUGCCCUGUACGCUGCCCUGGCUGUGCUCAUGGAUUUCGUGCUGCAGAUGACCUCCUUCGUGGCUCUGCUCUCUCUGGAUGCUCGUCGUCAGGACAGCAACCGCUGUGAACUGCUGUGUUGUGCCACUGUGUCCACUCGCCGCCCCAACAAACCCAACGAGGGCUUCCUGCUCCCCUUUAUGAGGAAAUUCUAUGCUCCUGUCCUUCUGCACAGUUUCACAAGAGUCAUUGUGAUGUUGCUGUUCAUCUUUAUGUUCUGUGCUUCCUUGUUCCUCAUGUUUAAAGUGACAGUUGGUUUGGAUCAGGAGCUCGCUAUGCCUAAAGGCUCUUACAUGCUGACCUAUUUUGAAUAUUUGUACAAAUACUUUGAAGUGGGAGUACCUGUGUAUUUCGUAACAAAGAAGGGCUUUAACUUCAAUACAGUGCAAGGCAUGAACGCAGUCUGCUCCAGUGUUGGCUGUGACCAGUUCUCUUUAACCCAAAAGAUCCAGUAUGCCACAGAAUACCCCGAACUAUCCUACAUAGGUAUUCCAUCUAACUCCUGGGUGGAUGAUUUCAUUGACUGGCUGAACCCUGGAUCAAAAUGCUGCCGUCUUUAUGCCUUUGGGCCAAACCAGGGGAAAUUCUGUCCUGCAAAUGAAAGUGCCUUACGCUGCCCAUUUAAAUGCAUGAAGACUCCUUCAGAUGGUGUUCUCAGGCCCAGUGUGGAACAGUUUCACAAUUUUUUACCUGAUUUCUUGGGGAACAGGCCCGACCUGCAGUGUCCCAAAGGGGGUCUUGGAGCAUAUGACACUGCUGUGGUGAGGGAUGAGAGCGGAGAGAUUAUAGCAUCUCGGUUCAUGGCCUAUCACACUCCUCUCACAAACUCGCAGGAGUUCACAGCUGCUCUGCUUAAAGCCAGAGAACUGGCCCAUAACAUCACUAUGGGCAUGAGGCAGGUCCCAGGCACCUCACCAGACUUUGAGGUCUUCCCUUACACAGUGACAAAUGUCUUCUAUGAGCAGUAUUUGACCAUAGUACCAGAGGGGCUCUUCAACAUCUCCCUGUGUCUGUUGCCCACAUUUGUAGUGUGUUGCCUGCUGCUGGGGCUGGACCUGAGCUCUGGGCUACUUAAUCUUAUCACCAUUGUCAUGAUCGUGGUUGAUACUGUGGGUGUCAUGACACUGUGGGGAAUAGAUUAUAAUGCAGUGGCCCUUAUCAACCUGGUUACGGCUGUUGGCAUAUCUGUGGAGUUUGUAUCUCAUAUGACCAGAUCUUUUGCCCUGAGCACAAAGCUGACUCAUGUGGAAAGAGCCAAGGAGGCCACAGCCAACAUGGGCAGUGCGGUGUUUGCAGGUGUAGCCAUGACCAACCUGCCUGGGAUUCUGGUGCUAGCUUUUGCUAAAGCUCAGCUCAUCCAGAUCUUCUUCUUCAGGCUGAACUUAGUUAUCACACUACUGGGGAUGGCCCAUGGACUGGUGUUCCUCCCUGUCCUGCUCAGCUACUUUGGUCCUGGUUUGAACAAGGCUGUGCUGCUGCAGCAACAGCGGGCUAAAGCCAAAGAGAUGAAGAUGACAAACCACAUGAGGCAAGUUUAUGAUAACAUUAGCUUUGAAGACAGUGAAACUAAACCAGAGCAAAAUGGUUCCAGCAGUCCCUGUCAAACCACAGCCAACCACCAGGAGCAGACUGACCAUUUCUGAGCAAAAAGAACUAUUUUAACUAAAUACCUCGUUAACAAACUGUACAGUCUGGGACAAUCCUAAGGAUGGACCAGUAGGAGUGAAAAUAAACACAGUUGUGCAAUGUUUCAAUGCAAGCGGACUCUGAGUCAACAAAAACAACUACGUCUGAUGCACUGCCAGAUUUAAAGACACUUUAGAAAUACAA